This is a messenger RNA of Saccostrea cuccullata (small rock oyster), 829 nucleotides long. RefSeq names its product complement C1q-like protein 3. The record is from RefSeq and is a predicted model, not a curated record. Gene Ontology annotation, molecular function: protein binding. Lineage: Eukaryota; Metazoa; Mollusca; Bivalvia; Ostreida; Ostreidae. The transcript is spliced from 2 exons. The coding region runs from base 3 to 800 and encodes 265 amino acids.
UCAUGGGAUAUAAAAACUCCGUGAUAUUUUCCAUCCUCUUGUUGGGUAUCCUUGGAAUAUCAUCGGGAGAAAAUAUUCAGAGGAAUGUGGUAUCUCGGGAGGAGUUUGAGGAUUUGAAAAAGCUUGUUCAAUUUUUAAAUGAGAAGGUUGAAGACCAAGAACAGAGACUGGCAGAACAAGAUAUUGAAAUUAACACUCUAAAACGUGAUGUUCAGAAAAAGGAUGAAUUCAUAAGAAAGAUGUCAAUCAUUUCAAAAGAAAAAUCUGCGAGUAAAGAAGAAAUUGAUUUACGGGGACACAACAUAGCAAAGAGGAGCGAUAGUGAAAUUAGUCUACCUGGCAACUUUAAGCGAAAAUUACACAGAAUAGUCCCAGCUCCUACAGAAUCUGUGGUGGCCUUCUACGCCUACAUGUCAGCAAACGAAAUCAACCCAGGCGCCCAUCAUACACUCAUAUAUGACCAUGAAGUGACCAAUAUUGGAAACGGAUACAGCAAACAUUCCGGAACAUUUACUGCUCCUGUGGGUGGAGUGUACGUCUUUACAUGGAACACAUUUACAGUAGCUAAUUCCGGUCAGUAUAUGUCUAUUGAAAUCACACAGAACAGCCAACCAGUUGGGGCGACAUUCGUACAAGGUGGAGGUGACUACGCAGGAGUAACGGGAACAGUUGUACUCUCUGUCCAAAAGAAUGACGUCAUUUAUACGAGAACUCAUUCAACGUAUGCCCCCCAUGGAUCUAUUAGAAGCGACAACUUAAUGAGGUCCACCUUCUCUGGAUGGUGUCUAUCAUGUCAUUAAAACAAUGAAAAUAAAUUGAAUAUACACAA